This is a messenger RNA of Arabis nemorensis, 219 nucleotides long. NCBI's taxonomy places the organism in Eukaryota, Viridiplantae, Streptophyta, Magnoliopsida, Brassicales, Brassicaceae. The record is from the annotation of a GenBank genome assembly.
AUGUCGACAAAAUCUCGAAAUGAUGACGAUAAAUGGAACGACGCUUGGGAAUCGACGGUGGCGAUCGAAGAAAUCGAUGUGGAGGUAAAGGCGUUCGUUGAGGAUAUGAACGAGCAUUGGAACGAGAGGAGAGGGAAGAGUGGGAAAGAGGAGAAGAAAGAGAAGAAAGAAGAUCAGAUUAAAGAAGAUGAAUCGUCGCCUUAUAGUUUGAGACGAUGA